AUGCCACCCACCACCCGGAAAGGAUUGUCAUCCCUGAAGCAACUGAGGGUUCAAUUGGACGAUUUGAAAUCCUCGUUUGAUGACAUUUGGUCUUUCAUUCAGAAGUUUUCUGAUGAAACCACCGGUACUCAAGUCGAAGUUCGAUUAGAACGGAUCGAUGAUUUGUGGGAGAGAUUUAGUGAGAAUUUGGUCGAGCUAAAAUCUCAUGAAGACUUCGAGGAUGAGGAGAAUUAUUAUAGUAAGUUACGCAAGCACUUGAGCGAUCGCUAUUAUGAAGCCAAAACCUUCCUGUUGGACAAAAGCAAGGCCCUUCGCGUUUCUUCUGAGUUGGAACAGUCCGCCCAUGAACAAUCAAUGUCAGGUGUUGUCGGUCAUGUCCGGUUACCGCAGAUCAAGCUCCAAUCAUUCAACGGUGACAUCGAUGACUGGUUGAGCUUCCGAGACCUGUUCACCUCGCUCAUCCACUGGAGGACUGAUUUACCAGAGGUGGAGAAAUUUCAUUAUUUGAAAGGGUGUCUUCAACGUGAACCUAUAAGCCUAAUCGAUCCACUGAAAAUUACCAAGGCGAAUUACCAGAUAGCUUGGGAUAUUCUGGUAAAGAGGUACAACAACAACAAGCUGUUGAAGAAGAAGCAGGUCCAAUCUUUCUUCAAACUUCCGACCCUCUCCAAGGAAUCUGUUGCUGAGUUACGAAAUCUGGUGGAAGGUUUUGACCGAGUCGUACAAACACUUGAUCAAAUCGUGGAACCUGCUGAGUACAAGGAUCUCCUAUUGGUGAAUCUGCUCACGAUGCGACUGGAUCCAUCAACUCGUCGAGCAUGGGAAGAAUAUUCGACCAACAAGGAGAUGGAUUUACUGACAGACCUCACCGAAUUUCUGCGUCAGCGAAUGCAAGUACUGGAAUCCCUUCCAUCUAGGCAGACGGACAACAAGAUCAUCCAUCAGCAACAACCACCACCGAAACCGAAAGCUUCAGCAAUCAAGGCAAGCUACAAUUCGAUUCAAUCGUCAGGAGGAAGAUGUGUGGCUUGUAAGGACAACCACCUUCUAUACCAAUGUUCCGCAUUCCAAAGACUUUCUGUGGUGGAUCGGGAUUCUCUACUGAAAUCUCAAGGAUUUUGCCGGAAUUGCUUUCGAUCGGGGCAUCAGGCAAAGGAUUGCCAAUCCAAAUUUUCCUGUCGGAUCUGCAAGAACCGUCAUCACACCCUGGUUUGCUUCAAGUCGGAGAAGGAUCACACUGUAACGGUCGCAGCGAUUGCUGGGGGCAAUCAUCCUUCAAAUUCCAAGGAAUCCCAAGGCUCCUCAGGUUCCAAUUCAAUCCAACUGGCUAACGUGGCAGCCACUGACGUUUCGGUAUGCGGUACGUCUAAUCAACUCACGUCGCAAGUCCUUUUAGCGACAGCGGUAGUCAUCGUCGAGGACGACGUUGGUUCAAGGUACCACGCCCGUGCUCUUCGUGAUUCCGGUUCAGAGAGCAACUUCGUAUCGGAACGGUUAACCCAAAGGAUGAAGGUAAUCAGGAAUAAGGUCGACGUCUCGGUCCUUGGUAUAGGACAAGGGGCUACCAAGGUCAAACAUACAGUCCAAGCGGUCAUACGUUCGCGAAUCUCGGAUUUCUCACGAGAUAUGAGGUUUUUGGUGCUACCCAAGGUGAAUGCGAAUCUCCCUACAACCUCAAUCAACACGGAAGGGUGGAUUCUACCGAAUGGAAUUGAGCUAGCGGAUCCUGCAUUCUUCACGUCCAAGGAAGUCGACAUGGUGCUAGGCAUCGAGGCUUUCUUCGAAUUCUUCGAAUCGGGGCGAAGGAUUACAAUCGGCAAACAUCUACCAAGCCUUACAGACUCGGUGUUCGGUUGGGUAGUAUGUGGUGGCUGUUCAACUCCUAUCAAAUCCCUACAAGUCAACUGCCAUUUCUCAACGUCCGAGGACUUGGAAAAGUUGAUGGCACGUUUCUGGUCGUGCGAGGAGGUGGAAUUCACGGACGCUUAUUCUCUGGAGGAGAAAAAGUGUGAAGAAUUAUUUCAACGUGGAGUUCAAAGAGGUCCAGAAGGUCGUUAUACUGUUCCCCUACCCAAAAACGAAGACGUUCUUCCAAACCUGGGCGAGUCACGGGACCAGGGAAUCAAGAAAAUGCUAUCUUCCGAUGCUUACCGACGAUAA
Ochlerotatus camptorhynchus is the source of this 2160-nucleotide messenger RNA. RefSeq lists its product as uncharacterized. NCBI's taxonomy places the organism in Eukaryota, Metazoa, Arthropoda, Insecta, Diptera, Culicidae. Bases 1 to 2160 code for a protein of 719 amino acids. The record is from RefSeq and is a predicted model, not a curated record. The transcript has a single exon. Gene Ontology annotation, molecular function: zinc ion binding; nucleic acid binding.